Molecule: messenger RNA, 1425 nt
Organism: Manduca sexta (tobacco hornworm)
Lineage: Eukaryota; Metazoa; Arthropoda; Insecta; Lepidoptera; Sphingidae
Gene: loj
Product: transmembrane emp24 domain-containing protein B
Exons: 5
Biological process (GO): Golgi organization; intracellular protein transport; endoplasmic reticulum to Golgi vesicle-mediated transport
Cellular component (GO): Golgi apparatus; COPII-coated ER to Golgi transport vesicle; endoplasmic reticulum-Golgi intermediate compartment
Source: RefSeq, a predicted model, not a curated record
CGAAAACAUGGCUAGACGGACGUGGCAUAUGUUUACUUUGUUAUCGAUAAUAUUUACCGUUUUAUCACUUGUCGGUGACGCGCUAACAUCAUCAGCGGCACCAUGGUACGAGAACUUACCGGCUGUAACCAUGGACUACAAGGUUCACAUAGACCCCGGCAAGGAAGAUUGCUAUUUCCAGUACGUGCAACCGGGGGCUACUUUCUACGCAAGUUAUCAGGUAUUGAAAGGCGGUGAUGGUAACUGCGGUUUCGCUGUUAGACAUCCUAACGGUCAGAUUGUACACCCGUACGAGUGGCGGCAGAGCGCGGAGUACGCCGACCAGUCUUCCACGGGCGGGUACUACGCUGUGUGCAUUGACAAUCAGUUCUCAAGGUUUGCUGGCAAGCUGGUGAACCUGUACCUCUCUGUGAUCAGAUACGACAUGUGGGAGAAAUACGCCAAGGAGGUCGAGGAACUUGAUAUGAACAUUAAGAACUUUACGAACUCCAUUCAGUUUGUAGAGAGGAAUAUUAAUGACAUACUGCAAUACCAGUAUCAUUCCCGAGCGAGGGAAUCAAAAAAAUACAGACAAUAAUUGCUGGAUAAUAACGCCUAUGUUAUGAGGUGGUCUCUAGUUCAAAUUAUAGCGAUAGCUGCAACUGGCACUCUGCAGGUGUAUUUCCUAAGGAAGCUGUUUGAAGUCAAAAACAACUCAUCAAAGACAAGAAUUUGAUUUUUUAAAUUUAAUAUUAAGAGGAGAGUCUAUUGAAUGUUACUAACUUGACUGAAUCAUUAAUUACAUUUGAGUUGUCCACAAAUAAAGUUAGGUAGCAUUAAAUAUAGAGGGGUAUGUCAAUUUUAUAAAAGCUUUUGCUGCCGCGUUAGUGUAUAAUAUAUCUUAUUUAAAUACUAUUAGAUCUCUUAUUCUUGUUGAUUUUAUAGCUCUAUUUUUUACAAAAUAAAACAUUUUAACGAUUUCGUACACAGCAUAGCAUUUAUAGUUUGUGCUAGAACUCUUCCAGCAAGUAAUAAACGAAGCCAAUAAGGAAAUCAAUUAGUAAAACCAUAAAAAUGUUGGCCAAGUGUUUUAAUUGACUAGAGAAAUUGUUUGAUAUAAGUACAAUUUCCAAAUAAGCGCGUGAAACAUUGUUCACAACAUUUUUAAAAGGCAUAUUUAAUUUAAGUUGACAUCACAUUCACAAAUUGUUGUGUUCAUGAUCCACUUUAGGAUUGGAUUUGAGAUUAUAAUUCUAAGAUCUGAAUGAAAAGACAUAUUUUUGAUAGAGUUUGCAUUUUAUUUAUUCAUUAUGUUUGCUUUUUCCCAUGUCAUGCUUUUUGUAUCGUAGAGAAGUUAGUUGAAGUUAAGCACAAGAUAUACAUAAUUUUAUGACCAACAUAUUGUAACAAACUAUAAUAAUAUAAUAUAGUUAUAUGUCAAAGUUU